ACAGGAGUGGUGUUUCAACAACGAGUUAUCCACGACGAAGACAUUCCCAAGCUAUGUGAGCGCACGGCAUCACUACAGUCAGAGAUAAAGUGGUCAUAUAAUCUGCUCGUAACACGCCAGAAGGAUAGCGAUGGUCAAAUACGUCCUAUCCCUUAUUCUUUGGGUGCUAUCGAAGCCAUCCACUCUUACUGGAAUGUACCGUACAACCACAUUCCUAGCUUCAAGUCUAUAGAAAGCUGUAACAUUACCUUCUCUCCCAUAAUAGGCAAUGAGUCUUGGAAAGGCCUCGUCAUCGAAAUGAGUACCGCUACGUCGCUAGUCACUUAUGAUAGCGCUAAUCAUCGAACAUUCGGCCUCUGCCUUCUAAGAUUUGAGGAGGAUGGGGAACGCCUUGUGCGACGUAUCGAACGCCUCCCUAAUUUUGCUGCCAACCCACUGUUCGCACCAUUUCUCAUUGCUGAAAUCGCAGUACACGGUACAGAAUAUCAGAUUGACAAAGACUAUGGGGCAAGUCUGCGCAUGGAGGAAGCGCUGGGCUAUUGGUCACAAGACUCAGACGAGCGUGUGGAGAAAGACUUGAACUUUGCAAAUAUGAUACAGUCUUUGAACACACUCUCGAUUGCAGUUGCUAACACAGAGUACAUCCAAACUAGAAUGAUAUCUGCUAUAGAGCUUCUGAACGACCAGGUUCCAGUAUGGCCCAAAGAACCUGGGGCUCUUGUUGGUAUUGAGUUACAGGAGCAAGCCAGAUUGCUACAGCAGUUUACUCUGAAUUGGAGGGCUGUAUCCAGACGAACAAAGGACAGCGUUCAGUCAAUGACACAAACUAUAUACGCAACUCUUCAGCAAAGAGACAACCAGCUCAACCAUCGCUACGGUGCCGACAUGAGAUUGAUUACCGCGAUCACUCUCAUCUUCCUUCCUGGAACCUUCAUCGCAACGUUCUUCAGUACGACAUUCUGGGAUUUCUCUCCUGGUAAUAGAGGAGCGAAAGUAACCUACUGGGUAUAUUUGUACUUUGCAGUUACAAUAGGGCUGACGCUCUUGGUGCUCGUAGUAUGGAGGAGCUUCAGUGUGUUCAAACGACUGACUACAAGUAUGGUGCAAGUAAUGCACCGAAUACCUUUGCUGGGAAGACUGAUAAAGAAGAAACGAGUGGAUGAUGAAGAGCUGGGGAAGAAGGGCGAUUGA
Molecule: messenger RNA, 1191 nt
Organism: Alternaria burnsii
Lineage: Eukaryota; Fungi; Ascomycota; Dothideomycetes; Pleosporales; Pleosporaceae
Exons: 4
Source: RefSeq, a predicted model, not a curated record